This is a messenger RNA of Salmo salar (Atlantic salmon), 2823 nucleotides long. RefSeq lists its product as uncharacterized. Gene Ontology annotation, cellular component: nucleus. The record is from RefSeq and is a predicted model, not a curated record. Gene Ontology annotation, biological process: regulation of gene expression. Lineage: Eukaryota; Metazoa; Chordata; Actinopteri; Salmoniformes; Salmonidae.
UGUAAACGGAAGUGAACAUUGACUAAGAACAAUUUCGUACCUUAGUGUUUCUAUUGUUGUUAUUUAGACGUUUAUUAACACCCUGGAACUCAGAAUAUGACUAAUUUAACUGCAUAGCCUCACAUAGUUACACCCAGGUAGUAUUUAAUUCGCGUUAGAGACAGAACUUGGUUGGUAGAUAGUAAUGCUAGGUAGCUGCUAACAAUGGCUAAAUGUAUGGUUUUUCACACACAAAUAGCCUCCAUUAUGGAGGUGCUAGCGAAUGCAGCCGUGGCAGAGAUCUGUAAACUCGUCGACGACGACUAUGCAGUGUUUCGUUUGGAAAUAACUCAAAGCCAGAAAGAAAACAGGGCAUUGCAGAGGAAACUACAGCUACUUGAACUGAAGGUGGCACGGGAGCGCGCAGAGAGGACAACUCGAGAGCGCGCCCUAGCUAGUCGUCCCAGUAGUGUCAAAAUCCUCGACCGAUACAGAGGCAUGGCAAGAGGUGAAGGACAUCUCACUGGAGGCCACAGGAACUUUGUGAAGCCAGUAGGACACAACGUGUGGAGAGUUGACCAACCAAUAGCUAUAGAUGAGGGGAGUGGAACCUCAACCCAGCAUGUUAUCGUGAAAGCGUCUGCAGAUGCAGAGGCUGCAGGUCCUGGGUUCAAGCUGGAAAGGUAUGAAGGAAAGGAGGACCCACCGCACAGCAGAGACAUCCAGACUGGAGUGCCUGCUGUAGCCACGGAGGACCCCACCCUCGCCCCAGCACUGCCCAGGGCCCAAUGCAGCAUCACGGAGGUCAGUGGAACGCUGAACACCGUCCUCAAGUCAGAGACAGACACUGAGUCUUUAACGGUGCUGGAGCGACUGAGCUGUCCUCCUGCUCCCCGCUCAGAGUAUUUAGUGUACGGGAGCCCGAGGACGGUUCUAUUCCAUCAGGACUCAGGUGAUGCGUUAGAGACUGGCAAUGAUCCGUCCUGUUCAUACGCUACAGACACAGAGAUGAUACCUGGUGACGUGCCUGUGGGCUUAGAUACACAGACUAAUUCAAUGAGAGGGGACUGGAACCGGUACAGUAGUAGUGUAUAUUCUGAAGGGUGCCUAGAUAAGAAAGGGGAGGGUCUGGUCAUAGAUGAGGUGACUGUGAAAGUGGAGGGUGAUGCUCUUCUGACAUGGAAUGCAGACGAGACUCACUUAGGAGAAGGACACUCUCAGGAAAACAAGAGUGACUUCUUAGACUACAGGGAAAGCUUAGAGCCAAAUCCAAAUAUCGCAACCCACUCCCCUUUACACACGCUCAAGGAUCGCGACCCAGCGUCCACGUCUAUGGCACCUUCCGAUUCACACAACCGUGCCCUUUUCGAUCAGGUAUUAAACUCAAACGACAGGGCUAGAGCCCAGGGAGGGGGAGCAACAUCAGGCGGUAAUAAGGAGAAACGGUUCUUCUGUAUGUUCUGUAACAAAGGCUUCAACUGCCCUCAGAAGGUGGAGAUCCACCAGAGGGUCCACAUAGGGGUGAAACCCUUCAGCUGUACCCAGUGUCACAUGCGCUUCUCCCUGGCUUGGAACCUGAAGAUCCACCAGAGGGUCCACACAGGGGAGAAACCUUACAGCUGUACCCAGUGUCACAUGCGCUUCUCACACUCAUCCAGCCUGAAGAGGCACCAGAGGAUCCACACAGGGAAGAAACAAUUCAGCUGCCCCUAGUGUGGGAAGACGUUCUCCCACCAGAACCAGCUGAUGAUGCACUUGAAGUUUCACACGUGAGAAAGGUCGUUUGCCUGUACGCACUGCGGGAAGAGGUUUCUCAGAGAGGAGCUACCUCAGGAUACAUAAGCAGAAAAAACAUUUGACUCUAUAACAUAGAAAGUAACCAUUCCCCUCGAUAGCUUCUGACAUUUAGAUCAAACCUUGCAUUAAAGAUACAUUUUCAUUUGGAAUAACAAGAGUAACAGAUUUCAGUGUUGAAUAUUCCUGUGUAGAAUAUUGUAUUGAGACAGUGGCCUUGUCCGAAUACCCAUACUAGCGUACGAUAUACUUAAACUGCAUACUAAUUUCGGCAUUGGAUCUAGUAGAAUUCACUCACCUUUUCCCACUCACGUGUUUGACAACAGCUGAUCAUCAGAAAAAUUAAUGCUCUGUACCAAAAAGAACGAAUGGCGGGAGUCUACGUAAUCACACAAUAGAUGAUGCAUUUGGUGUACUAUUUUCAACAUUUCAUAUAUUAUAGAAUUGUAUUUUUUGGCAUACUAUUUAGUACGCUACUAUGGGUAUUCGGACACAGCCAUUGUGUGAUAUAAGCCUAAAAAGUCUGUUACAUAUCGUGUUUGUACUGUGUAGGCUAUAUGAUGUUCACAAAUGCCUAUUUCAUUACUUCCAUUCAACUACUUGAUUUUUUUCCCAAGACACUUUUCAAUUAGAAAAAUAAUGCAGUUUGUCAAGUUCAUGCAGAUUUUGGUCUAGAAUGAAGAUGACAAGCGCCUGGAUUAGGAUCUGCGCAGCUUCCUGUCUGAGGAAGGGUCGUACUCUACGGCUGGAGUGAGUCACUGCUUUGAUUUUUGCUGAAAAUGACAGGGUGUUGUCCAGGGUCACGCCAAGGUUCUUUGCACUCUGGGAGGGGGACACAGUGGAGAUGUCAACCGUGAUGGAGAGGUCUUUGAGCGGGCAGGCUUUCCACGGCAGGAAGAGCAGCAACAUCUUGUUGAGCUUGAGGUUGUGGGCCGAUAUCCAAGUUGAGAUUUCUGCCAGACACACACAGAUGCGUGUGUAUGUGUGGUUUACAUAUAUGGUGUAUUUAACUCUCGUUUAUGUUUAAUAAACAUAAAAUGGGACUUUUCA